CGCAUCGUGGUGUCGCGCGGCCGCCUGCGCCGCCUGCUCUGGAUCGCGCUGACGCUCAGCGCCGUGGCGCUCAUCCUGUGGCAGUGCGCCGAGCUGGUGCUGGGCUACUACAGCGCCUCCGUGUCCGUCACCGUGCGCUUCCAGAACCUGCGCUUCCCCGCCGUCACCAUCUGCAACAUCAACCCCUACAAGUACAGUGUGAUAAAAGAGUACCUGUCCGAGCUGGACAAAGAGACCAGAAUCGCACUGGAGUCUUUAUACGGGUUUUCAGAAGGCAAACCCAAGGUCCGCCGGGAUGCAGAGGACAGGAACGUGACAGAGUAUCAAUACCUUGAGAAAGUCCCACUGCUCAGGUUCGAGGACCUCAUUCGGAAAGAAGCCACCGACCUUCACAGCGGGCACAAGCGGAAAAUUGAGUCCAACGUCUUCCACAAAGGGUCCACGAAUACUGGGGAUCCACAAAACAUGAUCGGCUUUCAGCUGUGUGACCCAAACAACAGCAGCGACUGUGCAGUUUACACAUUCAGUUCUGGUGUCAACGCUAUUCAAGAAUGGUACAAACUGCAUUAUAUGAACAUCAUGGCACAAAUUCCCCUGGAGAGGAAGGUGAAUAUGGGCUAUUCGGCUGAUGACCUUCUGCUAACAUGUUUCUUUGAUGGCCUGUCUUGUGAUACAAGAAACUUCACUCCGUUCUAUCACCCGCUGCACGGCAACUGCUACACCUUCAACAGUGGAGAAAAUGGGACGAUCCUGAGCACCUCCACAGGAGGCAGCGAGUACGGAUUACAGGUUGUCCUUUAUAUAGAGGAAGCAGACUACAAUCCUUUCUUGGUGACAUCAACUGGGGCCAAGAUCAUCAUCCACGACCAAAACGAAUAUCCCUUCAUUGAAGAUAUCGGCACAGAGAUCGAGACAGCGACUGCCACCUCCAUAGGGAUGCAUUUUACGCAGUCUCGCAAGCUCAGUGAACCAUACAGCGACUGCACAGAGACUGGCACAGAUAUAAAUGUGGAAAACCUCUACAACAAGACCUACUCUCUCCAGAUUUGCCUUCACUCCUGCUUCCAGAGGGCCAUGGUGGAUCACUGCGGCUGUGCCCAGUAUGCCCAGCCCUUGCCUGCUGGGGCUGAGUACUGCAACUACAAGAAACAUCCCAGCUGGAUGUACUGCUACUAUAAGUUGCAUGAGAAGUUUGUGAAGGAGCAGUUGGACUGUCAGCAGAAGUGCAAAGAAGCCUGCAGCUUUAAGGAGUGGGCGCUCACCACCAGCAUAGCCCAGUGGCCAUCCACCGCUUCGGAGGACUGGAUGCUCCGGGUCCUCUCUUGGGACAAAGGGCAGAAAAUCAACAAGAUGUUAAAGAAAACGGACCUCGCAAACCUGAUGGUGUUUUACAAAGACCUGAACAAGAGAUUCAUUUCCGAGAAUCCUGCCAACAACAUUGUCAUUCUGCUUUCCAACUUCGGGGGCCAGCUGGGCCUGUGGAUGAGCUGCUCCGUGGUGUGUGUCAUUGAGAUUGUUGAGGUUUUCUUCAUUGACUCUCUCUCCAUCAUCAUGCGGCGCCGCUGGCAGAAGACAAAGAAAUGGUGGAAUUCCCGAAAGGCCAAGCAGAGCCAGUUGCCUGCCCAGGGGACCGGUCCGGGCAAGCAGGGCCAUGACAACCCAGCGUGCAUCGACGAGGACUUGCCAACCUUUAACACUGCCCUUCGCUUGCCGCUGCCCCAGGAAAAUCACUUGCCCAGGACUCCCCCACCCAACUACAGCACUUUGCGACUAGACACCGCAUUUACCGAACAGCUGCCUGACACACUAGAGACCGAGAGCCGCUGAGGCAAUAUUGAUCUCCUCAUGUCGGUGCCAAAGACAGUGGACAUGUGACCCAGGAGCCAAGGGCAUGCGUCUGGGGGUUUGCCCUUGGGGGUAGAUGGUGUUUGGACUCUAAGUGGGAGAUUUGGAGCUUUCUGUUAAAAGCAUCCCUGAGCAAACACCAGGCAUGAGGGCUUGGCCAGAGGGCACGGCAGGCCUGGCAUCUCCAGCAGCAGAGAGCUCGUGUCUUCACGAAGACAAUGACAAACAUUGUGGACAAGCUGCACAUCGUUCACCUGUCUGGUGCUAAUGCUGUGACUGCUUGCGGCUCCUCAUCGGCAUCCCAGUGCACGGGCCAGGCCAGGCCUUAGGGGAGGCCAGAGUCCAUUGCUGGGAGACAGGGAGGUUUGGGAGGAGAGUGGAAUCCACCCAGAUGCCACAUGCUGCUAGUGGAAAGGAAAACGCGUUGUUAAGCUGUAUCCCCUUUCACUCAAGGCCUUACUGCCAGCGUGGCUCCUGGUCCAGGGGGAGAACUUUAAAGCCAAAA
Messenger RNA from Gavialis gangeticus (Gharial), 2350 nucleotides. It is a transcript of the gene SCNN1G, whose product is annotated as sodium channel epithelial 1 gamma subunit. The transcript is spliced from 12 exons. Gene Ontology annotation, molecular function: ligand-gated sodium channel activity. Lineage: Eukaryota; Metazoa; Chordata; Crocodylia; Gavialidae. The annotation marks the transcript as partial. The record is from RefSeq and is a predicted model, not a curated record. Gene Ontology annotation, biological process: sodium ion transmembrane transport. Gene Ontology annotation, cellular component: membrane.